Molecule: messenger RNA, 653 nt
Organism: Manacus vitellinus (golden-collared manakin)
Lineage: Eukaryota; Metazoa; Chordata; Aves; Passeriformes; Pipridae
Gene: MAPRE3
Product: microtubule associated protein RP/EB family member 3
Exons: 4
Coding region: 24-653 (209 amino acids)
Biological process (GO): protein localization to microtubule plus-end; regulation of microtubule polymerization or depolymerization; spindle assembly
Cellular component (GO): cytoplasmic microtubule; spindle midzone; microtubule organizing center
Molecular function (GO): microtubule plus-end binding
Source: RefSeq, a predicted model, not a curated record
CCAGCAUUAACCCACCGGUCCCCAUGUGCUGUCAAGUCCCCCAGAGAACUUCCCCCACCGGCCCCAAGAACACCCCAAACCCAGCCCGCCUCGGCAAUGUGCCCAGCGGCAUCCUUCGGAAAAACUCGCCCGCCGCCCGCAACGGCGGCACCGAGGCCGACGCGCAGAUCCUGGAGCUCAACCAGCAGCUGAUGGACCUGAAGCUGACGGUGGACGGGCUGGAGAAGGAGCGGGAUUUCUACUUCAGCAAACUGCGGGACAUCGAGCUCAUCUGCCAGGAGCACGAGAACGAGAACAGCCCCAUCAUCACCGGCAUCGUCAGCGUCCUCUACGCCACGGAGGAGGGCUUCGCUCCACCAGAGGAUGACGAGCUGGAGGAGCAGCCGCCAGAGGACCAGGACGAAAUUUGUAUCUCCCGGGCACGGCCCGGCCUGCUCACCUCCCUGCUCCUCUGUUUCUCUGCCGAGUGGCUGGAGAGGCUGCGGCAGGAGACAGCCCCCACUCGCCCUUUCCUCCCCUGCUCCCUCCUGCCCUCCCCCCCCUUUUGCCCACGGCCCAAUCCUGGUUUGUCCCCCCGCCUGUCUGUCUCCUGCUCCACCCUAUGUUUCGGCCCUUUCCCUCCGGAUAAAAACCCCGCGUGCGUGCUGGAAUAG